AUGGGUUCCAAAAAGAUGUCCUCUUCUCAGGGUGACGAUCAACCAUUGUCCGCGAGUGAUUUCCGGACUUAUAAUCUGUUAUCGGAUCGAAUGGAAGGAUUUCACAAUCAUUUCCGUUUAACGUGGAACCAGCUUUGGGAGGCAUGUGAAAGCUCUGGAAAACGGGGACUUUCAGCCCGCCAAAUGAUUACGAUGGGCCUUCAAUUCUGCUCGCAAUUGGAUUUCCAUCACUCUAUCGAAGAGCAACAUAUCUUCCCCGUGUUGGCGAAAAGAAUGCCUGAAUUUCGAAAGGAGCUCGAGCUACUGAGUCAACACAGACAGAUUCAUGCGGGACUUGAGAAACUUGAGAAGUAUCUUGAGCAGUGUCGGUCCGGUGAGGAAGAUUUGCGCCGCGACGAGGUGAAGCGGUUGAUGGAAGGCUUUGGCAAGGUUCUGUGGACUCAUUUGGAUCAAGAAGUUCAGACUCUUGGAGCUGCCAAUAUGCGCAAGUUCUGGUCUCUUGCUGAGAUGCGUCAGCUUCCUAUGUGA
Penicillium griseofulvum is the source of this 528-nucleotide messenger RNA. Its product is annotated as hemerythrin domain-containing protein. The coding region runs from base 1 to 528 and encodes 175 amino acids. Lineage: Eukaryota; Fungi; Ascomycota; Eurotiomycetes; Eurotiales; Aspergillaceae. The record is from RefSeq and is a predicted model, not a curated record. The transcript is spliced from 2 exons.